GUUUGGAAAAUGGUGCAAUGCCUUGGCUGCCGUUCCCAUCCCUCCAAGUCUGUCAAUUAGUGAUAAUGGACCCGAUCGGCAGAGAGAGGCCACUCCUUCGCUCCUUCUACCCUCCCUCCCUCCUUCACAUGACCACACUUUCUCUCUCUCUGCCCAUCAUUCUUUCUACCUCUCAGUCAGUAAUAAUGGAGCCCGGCAGUCCAAAGAAGAUCCAGUUUGCUGUGCCUCCCCUGCAGGGACAGAUUGACCCACAGGCUGCUGAACAUAUCCGCCGCAGGAGACCGACCCCCGCCACCCUGCAGAUCUACAGACAACCUGGAACAGAUGUUGGAGAUCAACAAAACGCCAGCGGGGAGCCACAGGUUUGGAAAAAGCUUGCCUCAGACGCCGCUCAGAGGAAGCAGAGCACAUACGCCCCCCCAUCAAUGAAAGACCUUCAGCUGGGGGUGGAGCAACAUCUCCUGGGGGCGGGGCUCUGUGAAACAGACAGCCAGCUGAGCCCAAUCACCACGCAACUGUAUGCCACUGGUUACACGUGGGCCAAUCACAAUCAGCCAGAGGAAGCCAAUGGGAAUGAGGCGUGUUUGCUGUUAACCAAUCAGGAGAGAGGCGUGACAGACAGCAACAGCUCAGGCGAUUUGUCCACCACCACAGCUAAAGAAGCGCCCAGCCCCGACUCCAUCUCCCGAUAGCUGCUUCUGCUUCAUCUAAAAUCGCUUCUGUCUUUUUGUGUCUCAUUAACCAACUGUUCUCCUGUCUGCUUUCCCACUUAUUCCAAUAUUGCUCUACUUUGCUAAUAUCCAGAACUUAAUUAGUAGUUUGAUUUUUUUUUUGUUUGUUUGGGUCAGUCUGAAUUUUUAAUAUGUGGCUGUGAAUAAAUCAAUAUUAAGGGCAAACAAAUGUCUGAGUGUUGUCUUCUUAAACAAUAAGGCAGAUUUAAGUCCUCUAUUUUUAGAAUAAUAUGAAAAAAAGUUUGGAUAAAAUUGAAAUGUUCCACUGUUAUUCCUUGAAAUGAUCUAAACAGAGUGGAAUGAGCCAAACCCAAGCUGUUAGAGAUUUAACCAUCAGGGACGGUACCGGCCGUCUGAGAGGCCCAGCAUUCAUGUCGCUGCAAUAGCAGCUGAAAUAACUUCAAUGUUUUUCUAAAGAAGAGUGUAUGGGGAGCAAGAAAAAAAUGCCCCCACUGUUUCUUAUAGAUAUGGCCCCCAAAAGACUGAACAUUCUCAGGAAGGAUAUCCUCCAAAAAAACAAAAGAAAAUAAAUUUACCAGAGGUCUGACCACUGUUUGUGUUUCAUCCUCCACUCAAAGGAUGGUGAAAAGAUUUUUUCAGUUGCUCGUAUAUUGUUAUUUGUGUCGCUUUGUCUUUUAUGCUAUCUGUACAUCUGAUCCGAAUAUAUGUGGUUUUUUUUCUUUGAAUUUUCAUCUAAAUUUUGGCCUUGAUUCCAAGAAAACAUGCAAAGAAUUGUUGACUUGAUCUGUGUUUGUGGGACCACAGUGAAUAUAAGUUAAAAAGUUCCUCAUUUAUAUCUAGGGGGAUUUUCUGGUGCCUUGUGUGAGAGAGACCUCUUGUCUGAUAAAGUUUAGUUGAAAUUUCUCAUGCUUGGGGUUGAUAGGAGAUCCUACAUGCCAUCUGCUUCCUGGAUGUGGCCGGUACAUCCAGGAGUAAGAAAGAGGCUUGCAAAUAUGAGAUGUGUGUAAACAAGAUGUGGCUUCCUCAAGUCCGGCCUAAUUUCCCAGAAUGUUUAGAAAAUCAUUCAAUUUCUUUUAAUCAACAUCACCUGUUUGUCUGGCAACCAAGAAGUGACUUUUCUGAGCUACUUGUAUUGCGUCACCAUCCACUGGAGAACCUCCCACAUAUAAGCUCAGUAAAUAACCAUGUUCUUUCAACAGCUGUAAAACUGAUGCAGAGUACCGCCUGGGAUCCAAAGAACCAUCCAAAUCUGUUGGACAAACAUUCAUUGCCUCUGCUCCUUCCUUCUAAAGGUCCCACAUAUUUGGCCUUACUUCAAUCCAUGGAGGUCCGUACAGAUUCAAAGCAGACUCAAAGCGGAUGUCUGUCUGACAAGUCCAUCCAAAGAUAGAUUUUUAUGACCAUAUAUGUGUACUUUGUGUUACGUGACACCAAGCUGAUUCAAUUGAGAAUCAAUUCACCCAGUGGCGAGAAUGCACAGUGUCACCACCAUUCUCUGUUCCAUGCUGACAGGUGUGUGAAGGCUGCCCAGAUGGAGAAACAAACGGGGUGCCCAAAUGGCUCAUCAAAUUUGCUAAAUUUGUAGGUUUAGUGUGACAAAUUUAGCAAAAAUGAUUGGGACUAUGAAAUCCCAAUCAUGUGCGGAAAGUCAAUGCAGCUCAUAGAGUAUGCACAGCAUGUCAUGUGUCAUGUGGGAACCUAAAGACCAACAGGUUCAAAGAAAUAAAAAGCUGGACUGUAGUCCUCCUUGAUUGUCAGCAGCCUUUUGUCUCAUUUCCACUGAGCAGUACGGCAGAGUUUGGUACACUACACUAUUUUGUUUGCUGACAUUGUAAAAGCAGCGCGAAUGUUGUGUGACCAAUACCACAACAUUCUUUGGACCCCUACAGUUCAGAGGACAACUGUAAUGUGGUUAGGGUGGAGCUACUGGCAUUACACAACACUGUCCGCUGACUGGCCAACAGAAAAACUUCACUAUGUGGAGGCAUACUGGUGAAUCACGUUUGUCGUCACACUAGUAUGCCGCCAUGUUAGCUGUGUGGGUUUAACCCUACCUCACCAAUGAGAGGCCACCUGGUGGAGGAAGCUCUCUCCUGCAUGUCGAACUGACCCGUUACGUACUGCUCAGUGGAAACAAGGCAUUAGAUCUGGAGAGCGAGCAACAUUCCCCAAUUGUUAUUUGGGAGAUCUUUCAUGUUGCCUGCUGUGAAAGUGGAAAUCUGUCAUAACUGAGAGCUUCAAAGACCUUCCCUGCCCUUUCCCUUAGAUCAGAAAAAAAAAUGCAGAUUAAGUAGAGAUCUUUUGUUUUAUGAAAUAAUUAAAGUCUGGAUAACCUGGGGCCUCAGUUCAAUUAGAAGCCUGAAAACAUUUUUUAGUGUUAGUCAUUGUUAGCUUGCUGUAUUACUUGUAUUGCUUAUCAGUAGAUAAGGGUAAC
Molecule: messenger RNA, 3126 nt
Organism: Poecilia latipinna (sailfin molly)
Lineage: Eukaryota; Metazoa; Chordata; Actinopteri; Cyprinodontiformes; Poeciliidae
Product: protein phosphatase 1 regulatory subunit 1C-like
Exons: 6
Coding region: 18-692 (224 amino acids)
Biological process (GO): intracellular signal transduction
Cellular component (GO): cytoplasm
Molecular function (GO): protein phosphatase inhibitor activity
Source: RefSeq, a predicted model, not a curated record